GGGGACAUUGUAGGGUGCUGUGGAACCCCAUGGGGUGCAGCAGGGUGUCCUGGGGGCGGUGAGACUCCCUGGGGUGCAGUGGGACCCCCGGGGGUGGGCUGCAGUGACGUCCCCAUCACCCCCGACACAGAAAAUGGUGACGGCCCUGGACAAGAACUGGCACCCGGAGCACUUCUGCUGCGUCAAGUGCGGGCAGCCCUUCGGCGAGGAAGGCUUUCUGGAGAAGGAUGGUCAGCAGUACUGCCGCCAGGACUUUGCCGAGCUCUUCUCCAGCCGGUGCCGGGGCUGCGGGCGGCCCAUCCUGGAGGGCUACAUCGCCGCCCUCGAGGGGCUCUGGCAUCCCGAGUGCUUCGUCUGCCGGGAGUGCUUCGCGCCCUUCGUGGGGGGCAGCUUCUUCGAGGAUGGCGGCCACCCCUACUGCGAGCGGCACUUCCACGCCAGGCGGGGCUCGCUGUGCCGGGGCUGCGGGGAACCCAUCGCUGGCCGGUGCGUCACUGCCAUGGCCCAACGCUUCCACCCCGAGCACUUCGUCUGCGCCUUCUGCCUCCGGCCCCUCUCCAAGGGCACCUUUCAGGAGCAGGAGGGCAAGCCCUACUGCCAGCCAUGCUUCCUUCGCCUCUUCGGGUGAGGCCGUCACGGCCCCCCCAGCCCCACCGAUGGUGCCCCAUGGUGCGGGGUGCCCCGUAGAGGUCCAGUGGACACCCCGCAAUCGCCACAAGAACGUUCCAUGGAUGAGCUGUUGGACGGGGUGCACCGUUGAAGUGGUCUCCCAGGUGCCCGUGGUGCUUGGAGGCCUCAUGCAUGGGGAUCUGGCACCCUUGGGGUGCCCCAUGGUGCAGGGUGUCCUGGAGAGCUCCAGUGGACACGCCACGACCACCACAAGAACAUUCCAUGGGUGAACCAUUAGAUGCGGUGCACCACUGGGGUGGUCAUGGGGGUGUCUUGGGGUGCUUGGAGUCCUCAGGCAUGGGACCCUUGAAGUGUGCAAUAGUGUAGGGUGCCCCACAGUGAUCGAAUGGACACCCCAUGACCAUCCCACGGGUGCCCCAUCAGAUGGGCUGAUCCAUGGAGGCGCCCCCAUGGUGCCUGGGAGCCUCAUGUGGGGGGUCUGUCGCCCCUGAGCUGCCCUGUGGGGUGGGCUGCCUCAGAUAUACCCCACGGGGGUCCCAUGGGUGCUCCACGGUGUGGUGUGACCCACAGAUCUGGCCAUGGACUUGCUCCAUGCCGUGGGGUGACCAUGGAUCUGACCCAGGACUUGCUCCACAGCAUGGGGUGGUCUCUGUGCAUGGUGCAGGACUGGAAGCACUGGCGGGGCACUGAUGGUCCGGGGGGAGCGCUGGGGGUAACUGGGGGCCACUGGUGGCCCCCAGGGUCACACGCACUCUUUGCUUGCACAUGCCAAAGCCUUUGUAUUUGGUGCGGGGGAGGAUUGAGGGGCAAUUGGUGGAUCAGUGGGGCAGAUUGGGAUCUCUGGGGUAGGUUAUCGGUCUGGGGGGUCCCUGAGGAAGGUUGGGGGGCAGUUGGAGAGUCAAUGCAACUGUUUAUGGGACUGAGGUGUCUCCGGGGAAGGUUGGGAGGGUCUAUAGGACCAGCUGAGAGGCAGUUUUGGUCUGUGGGGUAGGUUUUGGGUCCGGAGGGAUCUAUGGGAUAGGUGGGGAGGGAAUAGGAGGUCUCAGGGGCAAGUCAGGGGACAGCUGUGGGUCUGUGAGGCAGUUUGGGGAGCAGUCAGGAGGGUCCAUGGGGCAGUAGGGGAUGAUCUGUGGGGCUGUUUGGGAGGAUCUUUGGGGCGGGGGGUGCAGCACCGGGCGCACGCGGCUGAACAUGGAAAAUAAACACCCACGGCACAACCGCAGCGUGUGGGGUGAAGCCAACCUCCGCCGGGACGCCGGCCUCCGGGCACCCCUUCUGGGUCCGUUUCACCCCUCCCCAGGUGCUUUACCCCCUCAGCAAGUCCGCUCCCGUCGGGGUCUCCACUUGCCCCCACUCUAGGUCAAUGUCGCGCAGUUUUGGGGCAGUUUCACACUUUUGGGGCCAUUUUUCAGGCCAAUUUCACCCCCUUUUGUGCCAGUUUCAAUCACGUGAGUUCAAUUUUGCCUCUUUUUGGGGUCAGUUCCACCCACUUUGGGCCGAUCUUGCCCAAUUUGGGGCUAUUUUCACUCACUUUGGUGUCAGUUCUCCCAGGUUUUUGUCCAUUCCCCCCCCUUUUGUGUCAAUUUCUCCUAGUUUUGGGGCAAUUUCACCAAAGGCAGGCUACUUUUCCCCCACUCUGGAGGUCAUAUCACCAAAUUUUGGGCUUAGUUCACCCACUUUG
Molecule: messenger RNA, 2311 nt
Organism: Athene cunicularia (burrowing owl)
Lineage: Eukaryota; Metazoa; Chordata; Aves; Strigiformes; Strigidae
Product: transforming growth factor beta-1-induced transcript 1 protein-like
Exons: 3
Coding region: 134-628 (164 amino acids)
Source: RefSeq, a predicted model, not a curated record